Malania oleifera is the source of this 1366-nucleotide messenger RNA. Its product is annotated as geranylgeranyl pyrophosphate synthase 7, chloroplastic-like. Gene Ontology annotation, molecular function: prenyltransferase activity. The record is from RefSeq and is a predicted model, not a curated record. The transcript has a single exon. Lineage: Eukaryota; Viridiplantae; Streptophyta; Magnoliopsida; Santalales; Ximeniaceae. Gene Ontology annotation, biological process: isoprenoid biosynthetic process. The coding region runs from base 72 to 1178 and encodes 368 amino acids.
UAGAAUUAUAUAUAUUAUGAUGAGAGUCCUCAGGACAAGAGUGGGUGUUUAACUUAACAGAGCUGGCUUCAAUGGCAUCCCUUCCAACCAUCUCUGCUGACAAUAUACUUCUUCCCAAACACCAUUCCAAUGGCGCCCUUAAAUAUCUUUCCAAGAAGCCGCCUGCAGCCUACAAUCCCAUGAAGAAAAUCCAAGCUGCUCAUAAUACUGCACCUUCAUCCUCAUCUUUGCCGAACCCAUCCUUCCCUCUCCACGACUCCACAAACAGCACCGCCCUCGGCCAACCGUCCUUCCACUUUGAAAGCUACAUGGCCGAGAAGGCUGCGAGGGUAAACCAAGCCCUCGACAAGGCGGUGCCGCCUACCACCCAACACCCGACCAAAAUCCAUGAGGCAAUGAGAUACUCCCUCCUCGCCGGCGGCAAGCGUGUCCGCCCCAUCCUGUCUAUUGCUUCGUGUGAGCUGGUUGGAGGGGACGAGGCUCUUGCCAUGGCCGUUGCUUGCGCCGUGGAGAUGAUCCACACCAUGUCGCUAAUCCACGACGACCUCCCCUGCAUGGACAACGACGAACUCCGUCGAGGAAAGCCUGCCAACCACGUGGUGUUCGGUGAAGACAUGGCAAUUUUGGCUGGGGACGCCCUCCUGUCCCUCGCCUUCCAACACGUAACCACUAGCCCGGGGAAUGUCUCAUGGGACCGAGUGGCUCGAGCCGUCGCCGAGCUGGGCUCAGCAGUGGGCUCGGAAGGGCUGGUGGCGGGGCAGGUGGCGGACCUAUGCGGGGAAGGGAAAGAAGUGAGUUUGGAGGAGUUGGAGUAUAUCCACCUGCACAAGACGGCAAAGCUGCUGGAGGCAGCGGCAGUAUGUGGGGUGAUCAUGGGAGGGGGAGGUGAGGAAGAAGUUGAGAGGCUGAGGAAGUAUGCAAGGUGCAUAGGGCUGCUGUUUCAAGUGGUGGAUGAUGUAUUGGACAUGACGAAGUCGUCGGAGGAGUUGGGGAAGACUGCCGGGAAAGAUUUGGCAAAGGACAAGGCGACGUAUCCAAAGCUGAUGGGGUUGGAGGGGACCAAGAAAUUUGCGGGGCUGCUGGCAGCGCAGGCCAUGGAAGGGCUUGCCUGUUUUGACGCUGCGAGGGCUGCUCCUCUGCAUCAUUUAGCAAACUACAUUGCCAAUCGACGGAAUUAACUAGUAAAGAUAUUAAGUUCGUUUUUACUUGAUUUGGGCACUACUGCUUUUUGAAUCGUAUUUGAUUUGCUGUGUGUCCUAAGAAAACAAGUCAUGCCAUAAGUAUUGUUUGUGGAAGUAAUGUAUAUGAAGGUAUGAUGGGAUGCUUGUGAAUUUGGAAUUAAAAUGAAAUUUUAGUUCUAUGCAUG